Caenorhabditis angaria is the source of this 525-nucleotide messenger RNA. The record is from the annotation of a GenBank genome assembly. NCBI's taxonomy places the organism in Eukaryota, Metazoa, Nematoda, Chromadorea, Rhabditida, Rhabditidae.
AUGAAACAAAUUGUUACGUUAUUGUAUACAUAUAUAUUUUAUUCAUGUAAGUAGGUUCAAGUUCCGUCCAAAUUUUUCAAAUAUUAUAUUUGCAGUUAUAUUAUUAUCAUGUUCUAAAACUCCAAAAAAGACAAGAACAUUGCGAAUGCAACCAUCAACAAUAGAAAGGAGGGGAAAACCAGCAGGAGGAAAUCAGCAAGCAUCGCAGAAUCCGGAAAAAGAAAAAUCAAAAAUUAAAACGGAUAAAUUACCAAAUGGACCAGAUUCUAAAUCUCGGUAAGAAUUCAAUAUAUCUUUCUUAUAUGCAUGGUAAUUCGAAAUUUCAGAAAAACUGCUGAAAGUAAUGGUCGAACACCAGCUCGACUAGGAUAUAACAAAAGUUUGAUUGCAAUUCAAGAAAAAGCGUUAGCUGAUAUAUUUGAAAAUGGAUCAAAUCACGAAAAACAAGGAUCACGAAGUGCAAAAACGCCGGAUGUUCCGCAAAAAAGUAUCGAACUUGGAAAAACACAAAAAUCUACUGAUUGA